AGAAAAGCGAUCUCAUUAUUUGGUUGAUUUGUGUGCUAACUCGGCUAUCUGCUCGUGCUAAACGCCGGCGAGUGAGUGAAGUCGUGAAUUUGUCACCAAACUACAGUAGUCAAGCUGUGAACUGUUUUUUCUCAAGAUAUGUCACAGUUCUGAUUCACUUUCAUUUUUUUGAUACGUCACGAGAAAGUGCCCCAGAGGAUUCAUCAUCAGCAGUGAUUACACACCCAUGCCCAGCCUGAUCAUGAAGAGCGGAAGUCAAAUACUGCAGAGCAUCCUGGAGGUUGGCGUUGCCAAAAGCCUCAAGGGCAAUGGAAACUUCUGCUUCAGCUGUGAGCAGAUAUUUGCAAAUCGGAAAUGCCUGGAGGACCAUGUGUGUCCCUCUGCAAGUUUCAUCUGCUCCUGUGGAACAGAGUUUACUGAGUACAAAAACAUGCUGGAGCACAGCACCACACAUGAACCAGGGCAUCAGGCUGUCACUCAUACCACCAUAAAGAAGCGCAGAAUUGAGAAGCACGUGGAACAGGAGGAAAAGAUGGAAAGGUUGCAGAAAGGUGAAGUUGUUUGGAGUCCACCUAAUGCAAGUGUAACACCAUCAGUUUCAGAACCCAGAUCUUCAGCUCUCCUCUCACCUCUUCCCAUGAAAACUGUGCAGACUCCAAAAUUGCCUGGCUCUAACCCCUCUCUGUCUAAAGCAUCUCUACCCUCAAGUCCUGUCCCUGUAGGAAAAAGCAUGCAGAACAUUUUUGCUGAUGUUGGUGCACCAACUGUGGAUCUUUGGACACUUUAUCAGCCAGUUGUGCUGGUGCCAACAGUUUGCAAGCUUCAGAAGCCAUACAUUUGUGGGAAAUGCGGGCAGGGUUUUAUGUCAAAAGCCCUUCUCGUCUCCCACCACAGCUUGCAUGUUGCAGAUAAAGUUUCUGGCUGUAUUGGUUGUGGCUUGCUGCUCUCUGGCCGAAAGCAAGUGCCUCGCUUUCAUUCCUGUAACACCCCAGUCAGUCAUGCCAAAUUCAAACUUCUCACUGCAAAACCACCAAACUACAAGUCACCAAUUAAAGACAAUGUAAGAAAGAAUCUAUUGGCCCAGCCACCUCAGGCCACCUCUGCCCCACAGGUGGAAAACCUGAUUCCAAGUGCAGCCGGUAAAGGGAGUCGAUCAGGUCUUGUCACCUCUGCACAGAAAAAAUUCAGAGCAUACAAUAGUAAUAUUCAAGUGGGUUCAAAAGGCGUGCAAGUGGGUUCAGUUUUUCAGCCUAAGAGUCAAAAUCCCAGUACAUCUAAAGCUUCCAUUGGUGUCUCUUUGUCCUCAAAGAGUCCAAACCUCAGUGUAUUCAGUCAGAAAACGCCUGUCACUCCCUCUGUGCAGCAAACGAUGCCCACUAACACAGACCCAUCGAGCAGCGAAGGCGAGUUCAUAUGCCGAGUCUGUCACCUUCCUUUCAGAACCGCUCAGAUACUUCAGCGGCACAAGUGUAUCAAAGCUCAGGAGUUCAUGGCAAAGCGCUUGAAUAGUGGCAAACUGCAUCCCAAACCUUCAACAAUGAUGGUGGGACCAAAUUCUGCUCAGGUAAAUGGUGAUAAAAAACUGGGUUUUUCACCCUCUGUUAGCACAAAGAGCCAGCUGGCUGUCAGUGGUCUGGACAAAGGCAAGGCAGUGGUUCCUGAUGGUAAGAAAAUAGGAGAGGAUGAUGAUGACGACUGCUUCAUUGUUGAGGAUGGAUCAAACAAACCUGCUGAGGUGAUUUACCAGGUAACCUCAUCUGUCCCAAUCAAGAUUUGAAGAGCUGUCUGCCUUCCUUUCAUGUUUGAUAACAAGGCAGCAGUGCUGAUAAAUGACAU
Nematolebias whitei (Rio pearlfish) is the source of this 1836-nucleotide messenger RNA. RefSeq lists its product as uncharacterized. The coding region runs from base 227 to 1777 and encodes 516 amino acids. Gene Ontology annotation, molecular function: DNA-binding transcription factor activity; RNA polymerase II cis-regulatory region sequence-specific DNA binding. The record is from RefSeq and is a predicted model, not a curated record. Gene Ontology annotation, biological process: regulation of transcription by RNA polymerase II. The transcript has 2 exons. NCBI's taxonomy places the organism in Eukaryota, Metazoa, Chordata, Actinopteri, Cyprinodontiformes, Rivulidae.